Talaromyces atroroseus is the source of this 945-nucleotide messenger RNA. Its product is annotated as CRAL-TRIO domain-containing protein. The record is from RefSeq and is a predicted model, not a curated record. Gene Ontology annotation, molecular function: phosphatidylinositol transfer activity. Bases 1 to 945 code for a protein of 314 amino acids. NCBI's taxonomy places the organism in Eukaryota, Fungi, Ascomycota, Eurotiomycetes, Eurotiales, Trichocomaceae. The transcript has 2 exons.
AUGGCUGUGACCGAGAACCCAACUUCGGUCAUCAAAACGCCGUUUGAGCACCCAGUCGACCAAGCCAAAAUCCCGCAACCUGCCGAAUUGACAGCCGACCAGACGAAGAAAUACGAUGAGGUGCUGAAAGCUGUAUCCUCCAUCACCUCGUUGCCUACAAGCCUCGCCAAGGGCGCGAGUGAAUCCCCGCUGACUGAUGAUGAACGCAUGUUCAUGACCCGGGAGUGCCUACUUCGAUACCUACGAGCUACGAAGUGGAACGUUUCGAAUGCGAUAAAACGGAUCCGCGAUACACUGUCAUGGCGAAGAGAAUAUAUUGGCGAUAAAUUGACUGCGGACUAUAUCUCCAUCGAGAACGAAACCGGCAAGCAAGUCAUUCUGGGAUACGACGUGGAAGGCCGUCCCUGCCUUUACCUUAUACCGUCCCGACAAAAUACAGAUAAAAGCCCCCGGCAGAUUGAGCAUUUGGUCUUCAUGCUUGAACGAGUGGUCGAUUUGAUGCCUCCCGGUCAAGAGAAUGUGGCGCUUUUGGUGAAUUUUAAAGAGACAAGGUCCGGCCAGAACGCUACUAUAGGCCAGGCAAAACAGACAUUGGAUAUCCUGCAGAAUUAUUAUCCAGAGCGUUUAGGCCGAGCUCUUGUACAAAAUAUACCUUGGAUCAUCUCGGGAUUCUUCAAAAUCAUCACACCGUUUAUCGACCCGGUUACGGUCCAGAAACUCAAGUUCAACGAGGAUCUGCGCAAGCAUGUCCCUCCAGAGCAACUACUCGCAUCAUCCGGCGGAGACGUUCAAUUUGAAUAUGACCACGCUGUAUAUUGGCCGGCCUUAAACAAACUCGCUGAACAACGCCGUGAGUUGAUGCGUGAACGCUGGGUCAAAGCCGGUCAAAAAGUGGGCGAGUCGGAAUAUUAUCUUCGCGGAGGCAGUGAGGUCGCCGCAUCGUAA